This is a messenger RNA of [Torrubiella] hemipterigena, 2175 nucleotides long. The record is from the annotation of a GenBank genome assembly. NCBI's taxonomy places the organism in Eukaryota, Fungi, Ascomycota, Sordariomycetes, Hypocreales, Clavicipitaceae.
AUGUCGUCUAGCAUUCGCUCCGGCUCGUCAAGCCGAACCAGUGUUAGACCUGGCGUUCGAUCUUCUACCGUUCGACAUGCAUCGCGACUCGGCCUUGACCGCGGCGGCGCGGUAUCCCCGGCGGAAUCCCUGGCUUCGACCGUCAACGCCGGCAUGAAGCGCAAAGAACGCGACUUUGACACAGAAAGUGUCAUGGGCGGCGAGGAAACAAAUAUCAAUGUCGUCGUCCGUUGCCGCGGGCGAAGCCAACGCGAAGUCAAAGAGAACAGCACCGUUGUAGUAAAAGCCAAUGGCGUCAAAGGCACACAAGUCGACCUCUCGAUGGGCCCCAACGCGCUCAGCAACAAGACAUAUACCUUUGACCGCGUAUAUUCGCCGGCUGCGGACCAGAGCAUGAUUUUUGACGAUACCGUGAAACCCAUCUUAGACGAGAUGCUCUCCGGAUUCAACUGCACAAUCUUCGCGUACGGUCAAACAGGAACCGGAAAAACCUACACAAUGUCUGGCGAUAUGACAGAGACUAUGGGUCUGCUAUCCGACAAUGCCGGCAUCAUCCCACGCGUGCUGCAGCGCCUUUUCACUAAGCUUGAACUAGACGAUGCGGAGCACUGUGUUAAGGUGUCCUUUAUUGAGCUGUAUAAUGAAGAGCUGCGCGAUUUGCUGUCUGUUGAAGAAACCGCCAAGCUAAGAAUUUACGACGAUGUAUCGCGUCGCGGUCACGCGACAACCAUGGUUCAAGGCAUGGAGGAGAAGCAUAUUAAAAACGCGACUGAAGGAAUCAAGGUGCUGCAAGAUGGCAGCUUGAAGCGUCAAGUUGCUGCUACCAAGUGCAACGACUUGAGUUCGCGCAGUCACACCGUCUUCACCAUUACCGCAUAUGUUAAGAAAACCAACGAGGCCGGCGUCGAAGACCUCGUUAGUGCAGGAAAGCUAAACCUUGUCGAUCUGGCAGGCAGCGAAAACAUUCAGCGAUCCGGUGCUGAGAACAAGCGUGCGGCGGAGGCUGGUCUUAUCAACAAAUCUCUGCUGACUCUUGGCCGAGUCAUCAACGCGCUUGUCGACAGAAGCUCUCAUAUCCCAUACCGUGAAUCGAAACUGACCCGACUACUGCAAGAUUCGCUUGGUGGUAGAACCAAAACGUGCAUCAUUGCCACUCUCUCCCCAUCAAAAAGCAACCUCGAAGAGACGAUAUCGACCCUGGACUAUGCUUUCCGCGCCAAGGAUAUCCGCAACAAGCCGCAACUCAAUGCUAUUCCUAAGAAGACGCUAUUGAAGGAGUUUACGGUGGAGAUUGAGAAGCUCAAGGGCGAGCUUAUUGCCACGAGGCAGCGCAAUGGUGUCUACCUCUCCAACGAUAUGUAUGAAGAGAUGACUGCCCAAAGCGAGUCUCGACGCAUUGUCACCGAAGAACAGGAGGCAAAGAUUGAGACUCUGGAAACAAAUCUCAAGAACAAGGUGCAAGAGCUCCUUUCGCUGACCACUUCAUUUAUGGGAUUAAAGAAGGACAGCGAUGGAGCCAAGGCAGAGCUUGAUCAAAAGAAGGGGCUCCUGGACCAUACUGAGCUUGUUCUUGCGACCACCCGACGCUCGCUUGAAGAAGAAACCAGGCUUCGCAAGGCCCAUGAACAGACUGAAGAGAAGCUGACUGUCAUUGGUAGCGAGCUCAUCAACAAGCUUCAUAAGACUGUUGUUGAUGUUGGCGGGCUUCACGCUAAGAAUAAGCGAAAGUCAGACCUGCAAAUCAUCAACCGUGCAACGUGGAGCACAUCCCAAACUCAGGUUGCUGACGUGACAAUUAUGGUUGAGCGCCGAAUCUUGGAGUUCCAGGAAGAGCAACGCGAACACAUUGCCAAUGUUUCGAAGCGAAUGGACGAGUUUGUCGCCGAGGAGCUCAAGAAGCUAUCCGCAACACAGACUUUCCUAGAUGAGAACCUUGGCUCGUUUACCGAUUCGAAAAGGUCUUUGGUGGAGCAGAAGCAAAAGUCUAAGGAAGACAUGGAUGAGGUAUUAGACGAUAUCAAGAUCAUUCGCGAUACUCUCAAAUCAAGAGUGGGCGAAAGUCUACAGGUAAUCUCUCAGGCCACGGAGAAGAUUGCUGGAGACGUCAUAAAUGAGAUGGCCGACUUUCAUGAAAAUGUAAGCCAAAAAGGUUUCUUGGAGAAUGACAACAACUAA